Molecule: messenger RNA, 1620 nt
Organism: Hydra vulgaris (swiftwater hydra)
Lineage: Eukaryota; Metazoa; Cnidaria; Hydrozoa; Anthoathecata; Hydridae
Biological process (GO): DNA repair; telomere maintenance
Molecular function (GO): DNA helicase activity
Source: RefSeq, a predicted model, not a curated record
AUGAAGCUCGGUGUGAAGAAAUUAAUUGUCGCCAAAAUGAAAGAACCUUCACAUGAUGAAGUUGCCAUUGUAUUUGUAGGAAACGAUGGUACUCCACCUCCAUCUAGAAAAGGGCAUGAUUGUGCUAAUGUGGUAAUUAAUGAAAGUGUUCACCAUGAUGAAAAUAACUCAUAUUUAGAGUGUCGCUUUGUUUCUGCACCAGAGGCUCUUUGGCGAAUAUAUAAGUAUCCCAUAAGUGAAGUUUCACGUACCAUUAUUCGCCUUCAAUUCCACCUUCCUGAUAAUCAGAUAGUAUAUUUUAACGAGGCAGAAGAACAAGUAGCUAUUAUUCGUGCAGCACAGCAUGACGCUCACCUAACUGCUUGCUUUAAAUUAAAUGCUGAAAAUUUUGAAGCACGUCAAUAUUCUUAUAUUGAAAUUCCAUAUCACUUUGUGUUUGAUGGUAAAAAUUGCAAAUGGAAAGUAGGACAAAGAGUUGCAAUAUCUUUCGAGAAUUUGCGCACUGUGAAUGGUACUGUUUUUAAUACAUUUCGUAACGCUUGUUAUCAGUUAGGUCUGUUGCAAUAUGACAUUGAAUGGAGAAAUACAUUAAGUGAGACUGUUGCAACUGGAUUGCUUAAACAAAUUAUGCAACUAUUUUCCCUCAUAUUGACAUUAUGUCAACUUGAUGAUCCUUUACACAUAUGGAAUACUUUUAAAGAUUAUAUGGGGGAGGAUUACAUACACCGUUCAAUGCCAGUUCUACUUGCUGAACAAAUAGCUUUUCGUCAAAUUGAAGCUAUAAUUAAUCCGAGUGAUAAAACUUUUGCUGAUGUACAGGUAUUUACUGAUGAAGCAAAUCGAGUUAAACCAUUAUUAAAAGAUAAUCAGCGUAAUGUAGCUGAUGCAAUCCUUGCUGUAUUUAAUGAACAACCUAAUAAUGAAAAUAAGCAUUUGAGAUUGUUUUUUAUGGAUAGGCCUGCUGGUUGUGGUAAAACAUUUACUUACAAUUGUUUAAUUGCUGAAACGUGCAUCAGACAUAUUAGAACUACAACAGCUGCAUGGACAGGAAUAGCUGCAACUCUUCUUAAAAAUAGAUGCACACUGCAUCGUUUAUUCAAACUUCCUCUGCCAUUUUCGAAAACUAGCACAUGUAAUGUAACUCCGAAUUCUAUUCAUGGUGAAUUCUUUAGACAAGUAAGUUUGUAUUUACUUGAUGAAGCGUCUAUGAUUCCUAAACAUGCUUUGAGUGCCAUUGAUAAGUUAUUACAAGAUAUUUGUAAUAAUAAGUUUUCAUUUGGUGGUAAAGUUAUUCUUAUGGGUGGAGACUUUAGACAAAUACUUCCAGCUGUGAAGAGAGGUCAACCAGCCGAAGUUGUAGAUCCAUGUAUAAAAUGUUCUGAACAUUGGCAGUAUGUGCAAAAGUUUUCAUUACCUGAAAAUAUGAGGGUUCAGAUAGGAGAAGAGGAAUUUUCUCAAUGGCUUCUAAAGCUUGAAAGUGGAACUUUAACUAUUAAGCCUGAAGAUCCUUUGCGAGGACGUAUUAAAAUACCUGAGCAGUGGUUUGUAAACGAUAAUGAAUCUAUUGUGGAAAAGAUUUUUGGUGGCGCAGAGAAAGCUUAUUACACCAACAAAUUUUAA